Messenger RNA from Osmerus eperlanus (European smelt), 1372 nucleotides. RefSeq names its product palmitoyltransferase ZDHHC15B-like. The transcript has 8 exons. Gene Ontology annotation, molecular function: protein-cysteine S-palmitoyltransferase activity. Gene Ontology annotation, biological process: peptidyl-L-cysteine S-palmitoylation; synaptic vesicle maturation; protein targeting to membrane. The coding region runs from base 117 to 695 and encodes 192 amino acids. NCBI's taxonomy places the organism in Eukaryota, Metazoa, Chordata, Actinopteri, Osmeriformes, Osmeridae. Gene Ontology annotation, cellular component: endoplasmic reticulum; Golgi apparatus. The record is from RefSeq and is a predicted model, not a curated record.
UAAUUUAGUUUUAUUAUCUAAAUAGGAACAUAAUCAAUGUGUAGUAAUAAUGGAUCUCAGUUCACCUUCCUCUUCACUGUUGAGACCACUCAACAACCAUAAGGUGUGUGUUGAAGAUGGAUCAUCAUUGUCCAUGGGUUAACAACUGCGUGGGCUUCUCCAACUACAAGUUCUUCCUGCUGUUCCUCUCCUACUCCAUGCUCUACUGCAUCUUCAUUGGAGCCACUGUCUUUCAGUACUUUAUCAAAUUCUGGGUGGGGGACCUGCCCAACGGACGCACUAAGUUCCAUGUCCUCUUCCUCAUGUUUGUGGCACUCAUGUUCUUCGUCAGUCUUAUGUUCCUAUUUGGUUACCACUGCUGGCUGGUGGCCAAGAACAGGUCCACUCUGGAGGCCUUUUCUGCACCAGUCUUUGUAACUGGUCCAGACAGGAACGGCUUCAACGUAGGCCUGAAGAGGAACUUGGAGCAAGUGUUUGGAGAAGACAAGAGGCUGUGGUUCAUCCCUGUUUGUACCAGCCAAGGAAACGGACAUUACUUCCCCCUCAAGAGCCAAAGUGAGUCCAGGAACCCCUUACUGGCAAAUGAGGAGGGCUGGGAUGAGGAAGAGGACGAGUCAGAGGAAGGCUGCUUGGAUCUGGACCCUUCGGUUACAAUAGAGAUGGAAGAAAAACUGGGACACUUUGUAGAGCUCUGAGGACUAUGGGACUGCACACGUAGAGCUGUAUUGUGGUUAACACAUUCACAAUCCUGUGAAGCCUUUAGAAAACUCUGAAUAGGCAUGUGUGGAUGGAUGACAUGGUUCUUGUUGAAAAAGUAUUGUGGGUUCAUGUGGUGUACAGAAUAUAGUAAUUGAAAAAAGUCCAAAAGAAAGUUUGGAUUAUCAACAAUAUUCAUUGUUUCUUUUUGGAUGGAAAUAUUGGCAUCAGUAUCUCCCUUGGUUGGGUAUUGUCAUUUAUGUCCAAUGUGACAGAAUAUAUGAAUGGCUCUUUACAUUGCUUCUCCUUUGCAACUGCAACUGGGACAUAUUUUGCUCAUAAUGUCUUUUUAUCCAUAUUACUCUUUCUGUCUCUGUCUCAGUCUCUGGUGUGAUGUUGUACAGUACAAAUACUUUAAAUAGCAAAGCUCAGGGCAUCUCUUGUUUUGGGGGUAUAAAAACCAAUACCACACCCUACCAGUCUAGAGAGACCUCUUGUAGUGUAGGAGCUUUAUACUCCAGCUCAUGAACCUGUUCAUUUGACAAAAGUGGCAAUUCCUCUAACUGUUCAUCAGUGUUUGUUUUAUGAUAGUUCUAUACUACGGCCCUUUAAUACUUUUUCCAACACCUAUAACUCUGAGAUCUUAAUGUUUUAAAUAAAGUAGCAUCAGAUACUA